UCUAAAUUGGGAAAACUCCCCUUGCGCCCCAGGCGGUCAGCUUUUGCCGCCAGCUGCUGAGAGCGUUGUAACAGGUCGCACAGGGCGGAGGUCUGAGUCCGGGAGGAGGAGCUCGGCCAGGUGGCCUCCAAAGACUCGUCUCUCCUCCCUGUCCUACAGCGGUGACGGCGGCCUGGGGAACGCCGGCUGCGCUCUGCGCCGGGCACGUACCCCGAGCGCCCCUUCGCGGAUCCUAGACGCCUCCUCUGCGCGCUGGUGUCACCCGGGCGCCGUGAAGAACCAGGCUCCAACUGUCGCCAGGAUCCAAACAGCGUCAGCGACGCCGGGCCAAGCCGCCGCGGCGACUAGGAGACAACUCGGUUCCCGCCCAAGGCCUGGUGGAACAUGUUUUCGGGGACGCAGUUUGCAUGACAGUUGCUAGACUAUGUUUCCACUUCUGAUCGCACUCAGCCAGCUGACCAGACUUACCCUCGCGGUUCCUCAUUGGACAAAAAGCCUAAAGGAUUCCGAACAUGUCCGAGAAGAAGUCUUUGCAUCAAAAGAAGCAGCAAACGUCUUCAUGCACCGCCGCCUCCUGUACAACAGGUUUGAUUUAGAGCUCUUCACUCCCGGGGACCUGGAGAGAGAAUGCUACGAGGAGUUUUGCAGUUAUGAAGAAGCGAAAGAGAUCUUCAGAGAUGAUGAGAAAACGAUUACAUUUUGGCGGGACUAUUCGCUGAAAGGACCGACCACACGAUCAGAUGCUAACAAAGAAAAGAUAGAUGUUAUGGGCCUUCUGACUGGACUCAUUGCUGCUGGAGUAUUCCUGGUUAUUUUUGGCCUAUUUGGUUACUAUUUGUGCAUCACCAAGUGUAAUAGGCAGUCAUAUCUGGGUUCCUCAGCUGUCUACACAAGAAGGACCAGACACAUACCCUCCAUCAUCUUCAGAAGCCCUGAGGAGGUUGUCUUGCCUUCAUCGCCACCUUCAGAGGACAUAGGGCUACCUUCCUAUGAACAGGCAGUAGCACUGACCAGAAAGCACAGCGUCUCACCACCGCCUCCAUAUCCUGGGCCAGCCAAAGGAUUUAGGGUAUUUAAAAAGUCUAUGUCACUCCCAUCUCACUAAGCCCACCUUGCCGCCUUUCUGUAAGACAUUCAUGUGGUUUGAAUGAUUUGUUCUCCCCGAAACAAAAAAUGACUUGCCUGUUCAGCUUUCUAUGACAAACUGCAAGGGAUAAAGAAGCAAUACUGAACAGAACUCACCACAGUUCUGCUUCUGGCUCGGACUGGAACUGGAUCUCUAUCAUCUUGGUAAGAGACUUCAGCUCCAUUUCCUUGAAGUGAAGAAAAGAGUGCCGUUUUGCAAUGUACGUUGUACUGAUUCAUAAAUCUUUGUUAUAGCUG
This is a messenger RNA of Microtus oregoni (creeping vole), 1383 nucleotides long. RefSeq names its product proline rich and Gla domain 4 (gene Prrg4). Gene Ontology annotation, molecular function: calcium ion binding. The transcript has 6 exons. The coding region runs from base 425 to 1105 and encodes 226 amino acids. Gene Ontology annotation, cellular component: extracellular region. NCBI's taxonomy places the organism in Eukaryota, Metazoa, Chordata, Mammalia, Rodentia, Cricetidae. The record is from RefSeq and is a predicted model, not a curated record.